Molecule: messenger RNA, 1752 nt
Organism: Trichoplax adhaerens
Lineage: Eukaryota; Metazoa; Placozoa; Uniplacotomia; Trichoplacea; Trichoplacidae
Exons: 11
Coding region: 1-1752 (583 amino acids)
Molecular function (GO): calcium ion binding
Source: RefSeq, a predicted model, not a curated record
AUGCUCUCCAGAUUGGAUAAUAAAAGUCGUCUGGAUCAAUUCUUAAAAGAAUGUAGGUCAGCGUACGAAACAGUGACUGGCUCAAUCAGUAACGAUAUUCGAUCUAAAGAAGAUUUAGAAUUAAUUCUUAAUAUUAUGGGCAGAAAUCCAUCUAGAGCUAAUAUGAAAUAUUAUUGGUCUAAACACACUGAGUCAGUAAGCUUUGACGAAUUCUGCGAUUACGCUGGGCAAGAAAGAGAGGUUGAUGAAAAUUUACUUUUACGUGCUUUUGAACAAGUUGAUCCAAACGGUGAUGGUUUUAUUGAGAGAGAUGAAUUAGAGCGUGUUCUGCUAAAGUAUGGCGAAAGGAUGACUCAGAGCGAAUUAAAGCAGUUGUUAGAUGAUUUUCCCUAUGACGAUAAAGGAAGAUUUCCAUUUGAGGAGUUCUGCAGAAAAUUUGCGGAUAUUAUCGAAGAAUGUCAGUCUAUUACUAAGCGAACAGGUGCUCAAAAUGGCGUUAAAGAACGAAAAAAUCUAAGUAUUAAGCAACCAAGACCUUCAAAGCGAUCUUCUAGUCGAUUAUCGAUAACUUCCUUAGCUUCUAUCCGAGAGCAAAAACCAGACGAACCUCCUAGCCCUAAAAUCUCUCCAAGAAAGUCGAGCACCGCUUCGCUUCCUAGAGAGCGUAGUCUAUCGAUGACUCGGAAAGAUAGCAUUAGUUCCGUAAAAAAAUCUUCAUCGCAAACGAAAUUAUCGAUUGUGGAACCUAAGAACUUAAAAUUGGACGUUGUUAAAUCUCGUUUGCUCUACAUUUUAUUUAAACCAAUUACUGCUUUAGCUAAAGAAUUAGCUCGUGUGGACUUGGAAUUAUUCAUAUUUAAGGAAGAAGAUAAUGAGAUCAAAGAGUACAUAUCGUGUCAAAAUGCAACUAUCAAAGGCAAAUACUGCGUAAAAACAGAUUUAAGAUCAGGCAAAUACAGAUUGAUUCCAUAUACAAGUGGCUGUAUAUUUAAACAGAGAUCUGAGGAAUCAAAAUCAGUUGCAAAAUUAGUAAAAGGCAGUGGUGAAGCAGCUGAAAUAACACAGGCAUUCAUUGAUGCAUUACAUCAUGCAUUCGAUUCUUUCGACUUGGAUGGCAAUGAUUUACUUAAUUACGAAGAAUUCAAUAACUACUAUAUAAGAGCAAAUGAUGACGAAUGUGAUUUAGAAACCUGGGGACAUGUUACAGAGUCAUAUGAAACGAAAGAUGGAGAAUUAACACGAGCUGGAUUUAUCGCAAUUCAUGAGCAAGAAGCCCUCGAUAAUCCUGAUGAUGUAACCGAACUUUGGUUUACAUUACAUGGAAUCGGUCUUAAUAAUUCACUUGUUCCAGACGAGAUAUGUCCAUUCAUCGUUGAAAUUCAUACAGAAGAUUGUGAAGGUCACGUCGAGACAACAUCAAUCAGAGAAAAUGCCGAUUUACUUGAUAGAGCAGUCUGUGCAAACGUAGUUGCUAAGGGGACUAGUAAAUCGAUUAGUGACUUAAAGGACCUACAGUUAUGGACUUAUCAAACAGACACUCGAGCAAGUUUUGUCGUAUUAAAUCAGAUGAAAAAUCCGAUGGCUGUGAAAAUAGAUUGCAGCGGGAGCCAGAAUUGUAUCAGUAGCAUUGAUGAUCUCAAGUGCAAUGUUAAGAUCAAACCAGAAGAAGCAACGGUCGGAAUACAUUUAAUGAAGGAGAAUCCAACCAAAGACUGGAGUAUAGUAUGCUACGAAGAACUAGAUCAACUAUAA